GAGGAAGUCGCAAGAUGGCCGACAUCGCUUGAAAGUAUGUUCCUCUCCUCAACAUGAAGUCGUGAGUGAGAAAGAGAGCGAGGGAGACACAGUUGGGGUUUUUGUUUUAUUUUAUUUUAGUUAUUUUACUUUAUUUUUUGUUAACCACCCAUCUCAUUCCGCAUCGCGUCUGCCCCCAAUCUGUCUUUGCCAGCAAGCUAGUUGACGCGUCAAUCACGCCGGGACCUUAGCUAGCUAACCAGCUAAGUUAGCUAGCUAGUUUGUUACUAGCUGAAGGCAUUUAACUAACCUUACCGUCGGCUAGUCUGCGUUCAACAUACUUUUAUCGAUAAACAAAUGGUCAACUGGUUUUAUUUAAGAUCAAAAUUGUCAUGCCGUCUUGCACGACUUAGCUAUGUUUGGGAACAAAUGCGUGGAAAUUGCAUUUCAAAUGUCUAGCCAGUUUGCUAGCAAGUGGGAUUAUAUUUGUGGUGUUUGAGACAUUGUUGAAAUCAUAACUGAAGCUACAUUGCGCGCCGUUACUUGUUAUUGUAACACUGUCGUGCAAGUUUGUAUAUGUUCAGUCAGCAACUCUGUAAUUGAUCGAACAAGUUAAUCUGGUAGUUGUGCUGUAGUCGUUCUGGCAGGCCACCAAAAUAUAUCGCAAAGGAAUGGACACACCAUUGCACUCUUAUGACCAAAUUUGAUAAAUUGCAGUUGUUCAGCAGUGGUUGACAAGGUACUGGCCAUCGUGUAACUGGCUGUCGGGAUUUAUGACAACUUGCAGGUCGUCGUAAAGGCAUUCUUCAUUUACAGAAGGCAGGCAUUACUACGUCGGUUACUGCAACUCCCUCUUCACUUUGCACGAUCCUACAUUUGAUCGCUUGCACAGAAAUAAAGUACACAUUGCAAUGGGAAUUCAAGGUUUCCAGGAGUAUCUCGAGAAGCGUUGUCCAGGUGCAGCUGUCCCUGUAGACCUCCUAAAACUCGCCAGAACAGCAGCCCGACAGCCCCCUCAUCACCAUCACCACCAUCCCCAUCACCCAAGCUCUCUGCCUCCACCACCACCGCCAGCUCGGAUCCUGGUGGAUGCCGACUCUGGCCUACAACGUCUGUAUGGCGGCUAUCAGACAGAUUGGGUAUGUGGAGGGGAGUGGAACGCGAUGCUCGGUUAUCUGGCGGCUCUCUCGCAGGCCUGUUUGUAUCAGGGAGGCCUGGAGCUGGUAGUGAUUUUCAACGGCACACUCGGCAAAGAUCGCUGGCCCGAGUGGGCGCGGCGGUCGCAGGGGCAGCGGCAAACUGCGCAGCUCAUUGUCAACCACGUCGGCAGCAAGGCCACGCCGCCUCCGCGGGCCUGGUUCCUGCCCCCGGCUUGCCUUAGCCACUGUGUCCGCCUUGCCAUGUUCCGCUUCCGUGUGCGGGUGGUGCAGACUUUGGAGGACCACCACCAGGAGGUGCUGUCUCUUUACAGGGACUACGGUUUCCACGGCCUGAUUGCACAGGACUCCGAGUUCGCCCUAUGCAACGUCCCAGCCUACUUCAGCUCGCACGCGCUCAAGCUCUCCUGGAACGGCAAGAACCUGACCACUCACCAGUACCUGCUGUCAGAGGCUGCACGCCAGCUCGGCCUCAAGACACAGCACCUGCCAAUGUUUGCUGCUCUGCUCGGUAACCAUAUUUUGCCAGAUGAGGACUUAGCUGCCUUUCAUUGGAGUCUAUUGGGCCCAGAACACCCUCUUGCCUCCCUCAAGGUAAGGGCCCACCAGUUGGUGCUGCCGCCUUGUGAAGUUGUGAUUAAGGCUGUGUCUGAAUAUGUAGCUUCCAUCAAGGACCUCGGCAACCUGGACUCGGUGGCCAGGGACGUGUUCAAACAAUCCCAGUCUCGAACAGAGGAUAAGAUUGAGAGAUUUAAGAAGGCAGUGGAGUACUUCUCAAUGGCCAGUAAGCCCCGACCUCCUUCUAUGGGACCCUCUCCUUACCCUUUCCCAGGCUUCGGACCCGGUCAGUUUGGUGGGCCUCCAGGGCCCAUGGGGAGCAUGCCGCCUGGAAAAGCCCCGUUCGGCCCACCUCAGAUGUCGGGUGUCAAGGUGCCUUAUCCCGGGGCGCCCUACGGACCUGGUUCUGGUCCCGGACCCGCCCUGCUAUUCCCCAACCCGCCUCCUCCUUUACCAGACUGUAACGAUUCGCUCGUGGGGAAAAUGGGCUUUUCCGAUUGGUCGGCUCCUUAUGAUUCCACUCAAGGUGGCAGCAGACUGCCCAAUCACCACACGGCUGCUCCGUCGGGCAACUCCCCCUCUCCCUCGUCCUCCUCGGACGGGGAGGAGCAAAACGACACCAGCACAAAUCAUCUGGACAAAGGCUCCAGGUGGGAGGAGUCCUCUGGCCGGGUGGGCGGGGCCUCUGGCGACCACCAUGGCAACGGGGGCGGGCCCUCCAUCCCCUCGCUGCUCUCCAUGGCGACGCGCAGUCACAUGGACAUCACCACGCCGCCCCUGCCGCAGGUCAGCGCCGAGGUGCUGAGGGUGGCCGAGCACCGCCACCGCCGCGGCCUCAUGUACCCACAGAUCUACCACAUCCUGACCAAGGGGGAGAUGAAGAUGCCAGUGUGUAUUGAGGACGAGUGCAACCCCGACCUGCCCCCCGCCUCGCUGCUGUUCCGUUCGGCGCGGCAGUACGCCUACGGGGUUCUGUUCAGCCUGGCUGAGACCCAGCGCCGGGCCGAGAGGCUGGCCAUGCGCAAGCGUGCCCCCGUGGAAGUGCCCCCGGUGAUCGUGAAGGAGUGGUGCGCCAGCAAAGCCAAGUCGGCCUUGACCCCAGAGCUGGUCCCGGCGCUGUGCUUCCGGGAGUGGACCUGCCCUAACCUGCGGCGCCUGUGGCUGGGCCGGGCCUCCGAGGACCGCAGCCGCCGCACGCGCGCCUUCCUGGCCUGCAUGCGCUCCGACUGCCCCGCCCUGCUCAACCCCGCGCUCGUGCCCUCACACCUGCUGCUCAUGUGCUGCGUGCUCAGGUAUAUGAUGCAGUGGCCGGGUGGGAGGAUCCUCCAGAGGCACGAGCUGGACGCCUUUUUGGCCCAGGCCGUCUCCAACCAGCUGUACGAGCCUGACCAGCUGCAGGAGCUCAAGGUGGAGAAGGUGGACAACCGCGGUGUGCAGCUGGCCUCCCUGUUCAUGAGUGGCGUGGACACGGCCCUGUUUGUGAACGACGUGUGUGGCCAGCCGCUGCCCUGGGAGCACUGCUGCCCCUGGGGCUUCUUCGACGGCAAGCUGUUCCAGAGCAAGCUGGCGCGCGCCACUCGGGACCGGGCCGCCCUGCUAGACAUGUGCGAGGGACAGGAGGAGCUGGUGUCUCGAGUGGAGAAGAUGCGUCAGGCCAUUCUGGAGGGCAUCAACCUGUCACGGCCCCCUCCCCCUCCCCCUCCCUUGCCCUACCCCGCCUUCCUGCCUCCCGCCAUGGUGCCCCCCUUCUACCCCAUGCACCCCAUGUACCCUCCCCGCCCCCUGGGCGCCAUGCCCCCACCCCACCCCCCACACCCACACCCACACCCACACCACCCUCACCACCACCAGCACAGGCCUCGAGCGUUCCCAGGUCAGCAUAGCCCUAACUUCACCCUGAAAGGCAUCCAGUCCAUACCUCCCCAGGGAGGCAAGUUGGAAAUAGCCGGCAUGGUUGUAGGCCAAUGGGCUGGGAACAAACCAGUCCGUGGAAGAGGGGGGUUCAACAUGCAGGUGGUUUCGGUUGGAGGCGGAAAAGGAAGGGGUAAAGAGGUCACGCCAAAAGGAAGGGGUGGAGGAGGGAAGAAGCCCCCCACCAACAGAACACAGACGUCUUCGUCACCACCCCCUGGCAGCGGCAGUCCCCCAAAGUCGACAGAGGAGGCCAAGGGGGCCCCGAUGACCCCCGGACCUGCUGAAGGAGCAGGCGGGUCGCCUCCUCAGCAGCAGCAGCUGAAUGGCAGCUCCCUAGGGACUGGGGCCGCCAUUGGCCAGCCCCUGGACCUGCCACCUCUGGCCCAGCCAAUCCAGUGUGCCUUAGCCAGCAGAGACAACCAAUCAGGAGAUGGGGUUGAGGUAGAGGCCCCUUGUUGCCUUGAUGACUGCCCAUCUGAGGGUGCACUACAGAAAGAGGAGUGAAAAAAACAAACAAACGAAACAAGAUGAGAAUCAACCCGAUUAUGUCAUGAAAGCGAGUGAACGUGGAGGAGAGAGUGAUGCGUGUUAGACUGCCUUUCCUUGCAAAAAUCCUAAAUCCAAGGGGCCGCAGUAGCCACUUUUUUAGUUUCCCUGUCGCGAAAUCAGUAUAAUUUAUGAUGCUAUGUCUGCUGAAGAUCACGCAUUUGGGUUUUGUGGGUCAAGCAGUGAUCCACCAGUCACCUGAUUUUUUUUGUUUUGUUUUUGUUUCUUUUUUUUAAUGUUUUUGUUUUGUUGUAUCCCCCCCAAGCAAUUUAAUUUUCUUUAGAAGCAGUGCUAACCUCCAAAGCCCAGCCUCCCUUCCCCAAAGACCUCCAUGCGCAUCCAGCUCUCAAUUGUACAGCUUUGGGAGAAGCCUCCUCCGUAUCAGCCCUUCCCAAUCUCCCCUCCCAACACACUCUUUAUCUGCUUGCCAGUUUUUAAAAGAACCCUUUAGUUUCCCUAGGCAUUGUAGAAAAGUCUCUUGGUUAUCUACAGUAGUUGCCUGGAAAAGGCUGCAGCAGCCCCUGUUGUUUUUUUUGUCCUAAAGUAAUUUUGUUUUUCGUUUUGGGUGAACUCCACCCAUUGAGGAAAUCGCCAAGUUAAGUCUAAAGUGCAUUGUAAAAAAAAAAACGCUCUUGCUUUAAGAGCGGUACAGGACUUCGGGAUGGGAGGGAGGGGUUUCUAAUCUAAUCGAUUUCUAUCAGCUGUUGUGCUGCAUGAUCAGGACUCGCACAGUGUUGUUGGCGGCCUCUCCAUGCCCUCUCCAAGCCAGCCCAGCCCUCCUGAUGAACUCUAGACUAGCUGGAGUGAUCUCACCCCUGCAACCUGUGAGCUAGCCUCUCUGAGUUGGGCAAGCAAAAAUGUGUCAUUCCUCUUGUCAACCCUUAUGUGCGUGCGUGUUUGUGCAUGCGCGCGUGCGUGUGUGUAUGCGUCGGUAUGUGUGCGCACACAUUGCACGUGUGUGUGUGUGUGUGUGUUUGCUACUGUACAUUCCAACUCAGAGGCCAGCCCCUGUUUCGAAAGGGUGUUGUUGAUGUGCUAUUGAUCACCGAGGUCGUCUUUGACAAGAGACUAGAGGAGACGGAUUGGGAUUCUGGGAGAAAACACUGCAAGCCCAGUCCUCUAUCAGCCCCUCUACAACUCUAGCCAGGGGGCCAGUCCUCCUCUCUGUCUUCUUGUUUUCUUUUUUCUUUUUUCACCUUUUAAUUUUUUCUCCUCUUGAAACCCUUUUGCCUAGCGUUGCACUGCCACGACCCAACAGCACUCUGGGUGGUACCAAUUCUGUGCGCUGCUCUAAAUGACAAAAAAAAAACAGCAAAAAAAACAAACAAACACUUAACUAAACGACAAAAUCCAAAAGAAACAACGAAAGCACCUUAUGGCAUCACCCCCUCCCUCCCCUCCCCCCAAAAUAUUUGAUUUAUGCAAAUUUUCCCUCCCAAAACCCCAACAUCUAAAGCUCUUAUUAAUUGCUACGCCCCAAAAGAAAAGAAAAAAACAUUUUAUUGAUUGUAUAUCAACAUAAUGGCACUUACUAUUUAUUUAUUGUAUGAAUUAGGAUUGUACAGAUGCUUUAAAAAAAAAAAUCUUCAAAAGAGCCCCCAGCAUUUAGUUAGCGAGGACGGGUUGUCAAACCGGCAGCCCUUAUUGAUAUUUCUGACAGUGAGACUGUGUAGAAACGGCCCCUUUCCCCCUCGCCAACCAAACCCACUUAUUAUUCUUUUUCUUUCCUUUCUUUUUUUGUCUCUGCAUGACGUGUGCAUGUAGUCUUGACCCAUUUGAAUGUGAGAACAGAGCGAAGCCAAGGAGCAACGCUUUGUUUUAAAAACCUUUCAGUCUCCUCCUGUGUCACCCACAAACCUGGCUAUAACCAACCGAGCCAAGAAACAUAAGGAGGGAUCUAUGACUUCUAAACUUUUAAUAGAGAGGAAAGCUCAAAUUAAGAAAAGAAAACGAGACCGUAUAUAUCCAUUCGAUGUCAUUGUAGUUAUGUAUGUGUAUAGUAUACAUAGAUUUAUAUAUACACCUGAAAUGAGGGGUCGCAGUGCCCUCAGGUGUAGUGGAGUCUUUUUUUGAAGCCAAUGGUUGGGAAUACAAAGUGCCCUGUUGAGCUGCUUAGAGGUCCUAUCCUAAGUGUCACCUCCGUUUUUGCCAAUGAGACACCAUCUGUGAUCCGUUGACUUGUUCCCCUUCCUCUGGCCGUCAGCGCUUGAUUUGUGCCUAACCAGCAUUCCCAACCAUUGCCGAGUUUUAUUCUUCUUUUGUUUUUGUUCAUAAUUCUUUGAAUUACGAUGAUUUUGAAAAAGAAUAUGGAAAAGACUCGACAUGCCGUUUGUGAUCUUGUUGUUCUCAUGAGCGUUUGAAAACAGAUUUUUUCCCCCCGUGCUUGUGCCUGUCCGUGCCCCUGUGACCAUGCGCUGGAGCUCUACAGUACUUGUGGCCGUGAUGCUUGUCGUGCACCUUUUUACAUAGAAAAAGAAAAGGUGGGGAAAAAAAACAGGAAAGCACUUAUAGCGAAAUAUUUAUAACCCGAGGCACUUUUGGUCCUUUAUUAAAGGAGGACAGAGGUGCUCUUACCUGGCAAGGAAAAAAUAUAUAUUUUUACUUUAAUGAGACCCCGAUUAACGAAUUUUAGUUUCUUGUUUUGUUUUUGUUUUAUUGGUUAUUUGUUGGGUGUAGCAACAGGCGAAACAGGUCUACAUUGUGAUUUUUUUUUUUUAAGUCACUUUAAGCGGACAUGUAUCAGUGGAUGGUAGAACAGCAAACCUAUCAAGAACACAACCGGUAGUAAUAAGAAUCCCCAGGUGAAUUAAACAUAACAUAAACAAAUUCACAGAAAGGCAAGUCACUGACAAGCACCUUAUUUUAUUACUAUAUUAAAUCUAUCUUGUGCCACAAAAAAAUAUAUCUGAAAAGCUAUAUAAAGCAAGGUGUGACAGAAACCCUUAAUAUUUAAGUGUUGAUGUAUAUUGUUAAUGUUCUCUCCCCUGUGGGAUAUAGCUCUUCUAACCCAUGCCAUGUAUUGCUACACUGAUACACUUUAAAAGGCCCUUUCAGUGUAUUCAAUUGAUGAGGCAAAAGUUUUUAAAAUAAGGGUUUGCAAUUGAAAGGUUUAUAAUAGGAUUUAAAUAUUACAAAUAGUACAAAAGUAUAUGUUUCUUAGAAAAAGCUCCUACAGUAAAUGACAGUACUGGACAUACUUCACUGAUCUGUAGUAAAAGAGCCAGACUAAUCUAGAAAAUAGCUUGACGGACUGUAUACUAAGCCUAGAAUUAUACGGUAUACGCAAAUCUUAAUUACGAUGAACUUGGAUCUUAGGACAGGAUGUUUAUUGCAUUUCAUUGAAAUGGUAUACAGAAGUACUUGAGUGUUAAAAAUGGUAAAACAUUUUUCUCCUCAAGCACAUGCAGAUACCACACUUGCACACAAAAAAAGACAUGUAUACAAACACACACACUCACACACCUGAUUCAUUUACACAAACUGAAAUUUCAGUUAGGUUCAACUCAUCAUGUUUUACUUUCCAUGUUGUGAUAGAGGAGGAUAGUGCAUUUCAGUGAUUGUUUAUCUGAAUGCAAAUGAUCAUUGGUUGAUGGACACAUACACUGAUUAUGUUGAUCUGGAACUCGAAUGAUGCAACUUGUUCCUUCAGUUUGGGAAUACAAACACACACAAACAUUCAUAGACAUAUACACACAUUUGGUGUUUUGCGCAUAGAGACACUAGCUAGCAUAAUUUUUAAGAAAUCACAAUCACUUUCACAGGUGGUGUAUUGUCCAGAAUGUUAUCAUUUUUGUUUUUAGUUGAGUACGUAAAUGUUAAAUUAGUGAUUAUUGUUUUGUUUCGGAUUUCAAUUUAUCCUUUCCCAGACUUUUCUCUUGUUCUUUCUUUUCAUUUCCUAACAUUUUCUCCCCAUUUAAGAAUUCGUUUCUAACCUGCUCAUUCCAAGUUUAAUGGGAAAAAAAAGAAAUUGCUUUCAUUUACUUGCUAAAAUUGGCAUAAAACUAAGUAGGAUUGUAGUGAGAUGGUGUUAGUUAUUAUGUUCGAAUCAUUUAGCUUUGAUGUUCUCAUUGUCUGUAAUCCCCAUUUUGUUUCAUCCCACCCUUGGAUUCAUUGAGUGUGAGCACUUAUAACUGAGCCUCACUCUACCAUCCUCCUCAUUUGGACAUUACUCACAUUGACUGCAGUUACAUGCAGGGAGUAUUGCAGGUUCAAACAGAAUGUUGUCAGGUUUAAAACAAGUUCUGGAAUAUCCCGUUAACAUGUGUGGAAGGAAGCGUGUUGUGCUACCAGAAUGCCUCUGAAAUGCGGCCGCAUUCGGAAUGAAUCAAGAGGUUACACAACCCAUGCGUAAACCAAAUAUUGCCAACCAUCCAUUCAAAGUCAGACUAUUCCUUGCAUGUAGCGGCAGUCAUAGGUGACUGGAUCAUCUCCAUACGUCCCCAAAGACUCGAGUCCACUUGUCUCUUUUCUCACACAAACCCCUUCUUCUAUAGCGCGGUCUGUCACUUUGGCGAGUUUGAUAUAGCGAUAGUUCUAUCUUCGUCAGACCCGAAAGUCACCCUAAUCGUGAUGCCGUGUAUCUAUGUACUAUCUUUCCUCUGUUUCCAUUGGUAUAUCCAGGCCUCUCUUUCCUUGACUUCAGUACUGUAUCCUUAACCCACUAUACUAACCGUAAGAGUAAUAUUAACAUUGAUAACCAGUCUGUAUGUAACCGUAGCCAGAACAUGGGAAAAAAGUCUUUUCAGCAGAACAAAAAAAAAAUAACAUCCCUCUUUGGUUUUCGUUCAGUUGUGCAAAAUGCUUUUCUUACUAUUUUCUAAUGUUAUUACAAACUGCUACUCCUGCUGUUUCUACAGUUAGUAAUCAGAUACGCUUAGCAGAUAGAUAUUUUCAAAACUGUAAUGAUUGCAAUUUUCCUUAUUUGUAUUUUGUAUGGUAUUGUUUCUGACCACUUCACCAUUAUGAUGUAAUUAUCGCCUGGCUAAAUUGAGAUGCCCAUUUUUUUUUUCUUUCUGAAGACCAUUUUCAAAACCUAUUUUUAUUUUUAUUUUUUUUGUCCCCAGCCUUGAAUUAACUAAAGUCUAUUUUAUUCGAGCGGAGCCUUGCACCCUUGCACAAAGCAGAAGAAACUCCACAACUGAACCAAAGUGCAUACUUUUCUUAUCUAUUGAUGUCGGCCCAAAAUUAGAUACCUUUUGUUAAUUUGAAAACUAUAUGGUAUAUACAUAUAUAGAUAUAUAUAUUUACAUUUAUAUAGAGAUGUGAAAGACACAAGUUAUGGGUCCAUGACAAGAAACUGAAUGAAGGAAACUUGUGAUGUUUACAUCUUUUUGGUGAAAAGUGGCCAAGUCUUGUAUCGUCCAAUUUCGUUGCUAAGAAUAAGAUUCUUGUUUUUGUUUUAGUUUUUGUCAUUAUCCUUGUGAGUGAGUGGACACAGGUCUCGAUACAGACAAGUCCCAACAUUUGCCUCUCAUUUGCUUGUCAAACAUCCUCUCCGCUCCAAAGCACGCCUAUGUGGACGUCACACAAAGGUUCAGUGCUCUAAACACUUUCUAAAGAUGUGCUUAGACACACAUGCUCACUCCCUAUCAUACGUGCAUACACACUAUCUCUCAGACACAGUGAGUUUAGCAAGCCCAUUUUUCUCUGUAGCCGUGUGUCUCAAAGUGUUUUUGGUGUAUUCUGGCCCUAAAUGUCCACCCCACCGCACAUCCUGACUCUGUGGGCCCUAACACCACAGGGCACGCUCUCUGCUUUCUACCUGCCUUUUCAGAUUGUAAGCCAAUGAUGAAGUGUUGUGUAUUAUGACUCACCCAGACCACCUUGCAGAUGUUCAUGUGCUCUAUGCCUCAUCACAGCAUCAACCCUCUUCCAUGUUCAUUUUUUUGUUUUUACUAUUACCAUUAUUUGGGCGGAUAAAUUAGCAUAUGACCCAUUUGUAGGCAACACAAUUGUCGUCUGUAAUUGGAAGACUGAUUCAUUCAUUUGGAACUGGUGUUCUGAUGUGUGUGUCAGAUUCUACCAAUGAGCUUGUGUAGUGAGGGUUAAUCUCAUCGUCAUUAUUAUAAUUAUUGCUGUUAUGAUUCAGAUUGAUAUUAACAAGUCUCAUUUUUAGUGUAAAGAAAGCACCAGAUGGUUUUGGAAAGAAACUUUUUUUUUUUUUUUACUUGUCUUGCUGUUGUGGUCAGAUUUCACGGUGGAUGGAGAGGAAAGCCAGUAAGGCUAUGAGGGAAUGAAAGAAAGAGAGUCAGAGUUGGCAGUCUUGGUCGUACGGUUGGGAAAUGACUUACAGUGCUGAAAUAAAUUUUAUUCUUUUAGUAAA
Molecule: messenger RNA, 10476 nt
Organism: Engraulis encrasicolus (European anchovy)
Lineage: Eukaryota; Metazoa; Chordata; Actinopteri; Clupeiformes; Engraulidae
Gene: fam120c
Product: family with sequence similarity 120 member C
Exons: 16
Coding region: 891-4112 (1073 amino acids)
Cellular component (GO): nucleus
Source: RefSeq, a predicted model, not a curated record